GAGAGGCAGAGGCAGUCCCUGAGAGGAAGAAGGAUUUUCUGUGGGAGACUGGUUCAAGAUUCACCAACUCUCUGAGAACUAGGGAGUCCAGUGUGAUUGGAACAGAACCUUCUAAAAGACAGCAAGGAUAGGGGGGACAAAAGCCAUGACUCUGAACAAUGUCACAAUGCGUCGCAGCAGCAGUGCCUUGCAACCUCAGCAGCAGCGCUGGAGCAUCCCAGCAGACACGAGGCACUUGAUGGUCCAGAAAGACCCUCGUGAGUCCAACCGACAUAAAAGGUACACCAUCAACCCCGAAGAGUAUUACCGAAGAAGCUGGUCCUCGGAGUCUUCUGAUUCUGUCAUCUCCUCUGAAUCAGGAAAUAGCUACUACCGAGUGGUCCUCAUCGGGGAUCAAGGAGUCGGCAAAACAACCAUCGCCAACAUCUUUGCAGGUGUUCACGAUAGUUUGGACAGUGACUGCGAAGUUCUAGGAGAAGACACAUAUGAACGAACCUUACUGGUAGAUGGUGAAAGUGCAACAGUCAUACUCAUUGACAUGUGGGAAAAUAAGGGUGAACAUGGAUGGCUCCAAGAACACUGCAUGCAAGUUGGAGAUGCAUAUUUGAUUGUCUAUUCCAUCACAGAUCGUGCAAGCUUUGAGAGAGCAUCAGAACUCAGAAUACAGCUACGCAGGGCACGCCAAACAGAAGACAUUCCAAUUAUUUUAGUAGGCAACAAAAGUGACCUAGUCAGGUGCCGGGAAGUCUCUGUUUCAGAAGGCAGAGCCUGUGCUGUCGUGUUUGACUGCAAGUUCAUUGAGACCUCAGCAGCUGUCCAGCAUAAUGUGAAGGAGCUGUUUGAAGGCAUUGUGCGUCAAGUGCGGCUAAGAAGAGACAGUAAGGAGAAGAAUGAAAAAAGGCUGGCAUAUCAAAAGAGGAGAGAAAGCAUCCCUAAGAAAGCCAGGCGAUUCUGGGGCAAAAUUGUAGCCAAGAAGAACAAGAACAUGGCCUUCAAACUGAAAUCCAAGUCUUGCCAUGAUCUCUCUGUCCUUUAGAAACAUUAGACUCUCCUAGACAUUAUCCUUCAUGAACACUAUUCAACUCCAUUUUGAACAAUACAUCAGUCUAUAUUAGAUUGAUCAAUAUGAAAUGUAAGUUUGACUUGGAUUCACAACUGUGAUUAUUGUGACAAAAUGUGCCAGCAAUAAGCACAGUCUAAUGCAUGCAUGGGAAAAGAAAUGCCAUUUAUACUUUUUGUUUUGUUUUAUUUCGUUUGUUUAAGAGUGUGAAUGUGUUGAGUGUGGGAGAGAACUUUUGUCUUACCUGAUACACAAGAACAUUCCAAAUGUAAGUGUGUCCACAAAAACACAAACUGUUUCCCUUGUUGCCUUUUCUACAGUCCAGAAAGCAUUGUUUGGAAAAUGGAUGGUGUUUUCAUCCUUAUUUCUUGCUUAUUCUUCUAUAAGCCAAGGAAAGGGAACUGAUAGAGAUGCCUUCUUCCUCAUGAACCAGAUGAUUUUUGUAAGUGCCAACAGCUGAAAAUCUUUCUUACAAUAUCGUUUUUUCCAAUGACCAAGUGAAAACUAUCAACAGCAUUCAGAUAAUCAAGUGUUUGGAUAAAUGGAAACACUGCAUACAACACUCAGGGUAGGUGAUUGGUAUUUUUAGUUUAUUAGUGGAUGAAGAUGCAUAGAAGAAUUCUUUGUUUAUAUCUUCAGACAUCCAAUUAUCUUAACAACUAGAGGCCAUGCUAGCCAAGAGACUCUGAGAGUUGUAGUCAAAAGGUAACAUUUCCAAGAUGGGUUCAAAACACAGGGCUGGAUUCAGAGGUCUGCUAGUGCUAGUGGGACUGGGAUGGAUGGUGAUAAUCCUAGUUCACUUUUCCCCUCAGCCCCCUUUCAUCUAGCAAAUCAUUGUGGAAUCUCUGUCCCUCCAGAUGUUUUAGACUUUAGCUCCCAGAAGCUCUAAUUAAUACUGAUAAUAAUAUGGAAUAGUGGGAGUUGUAGUCUAAGGCAUCAGGAGAGCAAAAAGUCAAGUGUUAACCCAGUGCAUAGUUAUAGGAAGCAACUCUGUAUUGCGACUUUCUGAAUAUUUUCUUGGUGAUUUAAAAAAAGCAGAAAAUGUAAGAAAGAAAAUCAAGUGCAAAAUGCCAAUUUUGAGGCACGGGGGGGAAUCUUUUAUAUAACAAUCCACAAAGACAUUUUAUGCUCAGAUCUAAUGUUUGUAUUAUGCAAUAACUGUUUGUAUUUAUUAUCUUUUAAGUAUUAAUUGUAUUUUUAAUGGGUCAACUGUAGAAAAGGGUGGGGGCAGGGGAGAAGUAGUCUUGAAAUAUAUUUAUUAAGUGAUUUCCUAAAAAAUGUUGAUUUUAUUACUGUUUUCUAUAUAAUAUCUUUUGGAUUAAGCAACAUUUUAUUUACAUGCCUUGUAAUAAAUCAAUAAAAGGUUUCAUUACCUUUGAA
Molecule: messenger RNA, 2440 nt
Organism: Sceloporus undulatus (fence lizard)
Lineage: Eukaryota; Metazoa; Chordata; Lepidosauria; Squamata; Phrynosomatidae
Gene: GEM
Product: GTP binding protein overexpressed in skeletal muscle
Exons: 5
Coding region: 146-1036 (296 amino acids)
Biological process (GO): negative regulation of high voltage-gated calcium channel activity
Cellular component (GO): plasma membrane
Molecular function (GO): GTP binding; calcium channel regulator activity; GTPase activity
Source: RefSeq, a predicted model, not a curated record